UUAUGUCAUGUGUCACAAAAAUACCUUUAAACGAACCCAAAAUUUCGACCGUAACGUUUGUUUUAGGCGGAUUUAAUCCACAAACUAGAAAUACCCCCUAUUUUAGGACCAAUAGCAAGGCAAGCUAGAAAUCCUUCUUGCCAUGGCCGCAGAGAAUCCUGCAGCAGGAACUGCCGAGGAGGUCGAAGGCAACUGGUGCCUGAUUGAGAGCGACCCGGGGGUCUUCACCGAGCUGAUUCGUGGUUUUGGCUGCACGGGUGCCCAAGUGGAGGAGAUCUGGACCCUGGAUGCAGACGCCUUUCGUCACCUGGAGCCCAUCCAUGGCCUGAUUUUCCUGUUCAAGUGGGUGGACGACAAGCCCGCUGGUCGCGUGGUCACUGAUAGGAGUGACAUCUUCUUCGCACGCCAGGUGAUAUCGAAUGCCUGCGCCACGCAGGCUCUUCUCUGCCUGCUGCUUAAUCUCCGCCAUUCGGAUAUCGAUUUGGGCCAAACAUUGAACGGUUUCAAGCGCUUCUGCCAGGAUCUGGAUCCAGAAACCCGUGGUCACUGCUUGGGCAACGAGGAGAAGAUCCGUAAAGUACACAAUUCCUUUGCUCGACCCGUACUCUUCGAGUUUGAUACGCGCCCGGGCUCGCCCGAUGAUUAUUGUUACCACUUUGUUGGCUAUAUGCCAAUAAAAGGCAAACUAUUCGAAUUGGACGGUAUGCAUGAGGGUCCCAUCGAACUGGCCGAGAUCGGCCAGCAUCAAAACUGGUUGGAUGUGGUCAGACCGAUAAUUGAGGCACGCAUGGAGCGCUACAGCGUCGGAGAGAUCCACUUCAACCUGAUGGCCUUGGUCUCGGAUCGUCAGCGAUGCUACGAGCGCCAGAUCCAACUGCUUGUCCACCAGCCAUCGCCACUCAGUCACGCGGAGCGUCAGUCGGAGAUCGCCACUCUGAGGACCUUUGUGAAAUUCGAGCAGGAGAAGAAGCGACGCUACCGUCAGGAGAACAUACGUCGCCGCCACAACUAUUUGCCCUUCAUUGUCGAGCUGCUGAAGCAGCUGGGCGAGACUGGCCAAUUGAUGCCCAUUUACGAGAAGGCCAAGCAACGGGCCUAUCAAUGCCAAGCGUACAAAAGCGAUAAAAACUAGCCCCCCCCCCCAUUUUCAAUCGGUCGGAAACGUAUAUGAAAAACAUGCCACUUUGAUAGAACUAGAAACGCGGUUUCCCAAUUCGUUUUGCAGAUUGAUAUA
This is a messenger RNA of Drosophila teissieri, 1234 nucleotides long. Its product is annotated as ubiquitin carboxyl-terminal hydrolase isozyme L5. Bases 143 to 1132 code for a protein of 329 amino acids. Gene Ontology annotation, biological process: ubiquitin-dependent protein catabolic process; protein deubiquitination. Gene Ontology annotation, cellular component: cytoplasm. Lineage: Eukaryota; Metazoa; Arthropoda; Insecta; Diptera; Drosophilidae. The record is from RefSeq and is a predicted model, not a curated record. Gene Ontology annotation, molecular function: cysteine-type deubiquitinase activity. The transcript has a single exon.